Patiria miniata (bat star) is the source of this 1071-nucleotide messenger RNA. RefSeq names its product ras-related protein Rab-30-like. Lineage: Eukaryota; Metazoa; Echinodermata; Asteroidea; Valvatida; Asterinidae. The coding region runs from base 267 to 971 and encodes 234 amino acids. Gene Ontology annotation, cellular component: Golgi apparatus; endosome. The record is from RefSeq and is a predicted model, not a curated record. The transcript has 3 exons. Gene Ontology annotation, molecular function: GTPase activity; GTP binding.
CUUACGGUCACCCUGUACAUGACGAAUAUACGACGUCUUCCAUCAAAAUUUCUGAUCAUGUCCGCCCAGCUGGCCCACUUCUCACUUCGCAUCAAGCUAGAAAUCGCACCAAGCUAAAAAAAACAACUCAUCUCCCGUGGCCCUGGCCGGCCCUGCAUUUCUUCCUCCAUGGUUGCUCCAAAUUACGUACAGCUGUAAGAAAGUUAAUCUCCACCUGCGAUUCAUUCACAUCUGUCAUUUGGAUGGAACUAGUCUCAUAACUAAGGAUGCAGUACGGAGAUACAAGGCCAACUCAGUUCAAGGUGAUUUUGUUGGGGGAGGCUGGAGUGGGCAAGACAUCGCUGUUCCAGAGGUUCCGCUCCAGACACAUACCUUCUACGCCAAAAUCUGCACUUAUGCUUGAUCGAUACCAGUACAGUAGACAAUUUGCAGUUGGUCCUGAAAGUCAUCCUGUUCAGUUAGAUCUUUGGGAUACAGCUAACAUGGAAAGGGCACGGUCCCUCACAGAAAGCUACUUUCGAGAAACCGACGCAACCCUUCUGGUGUACGACAUCGCAGAUUCCGUGUCACUGAAAAGAAUUCCUUACUGGCAGCAAGAGCUCAGUUACCAUACAUCCGACUCGACAACCAGUACAUCGUUUCUCGCCGGAAACAAGAUUGAUUUGGAGGCUUCACAAUACGACUCUGAUCACACGACAGUCUCCUAUGCCAGAGAGGUGAUCGGGAAACAGUGUAAGGAUGUGUUGGAUGUCUUCGAGGUAUCAGCCAAGGAGGACAAUUGUGUGGAGAGGAUGUUCCAUGCCAUAGCUGAGCAUCUAUGGCAAUGUCAUGUUAAAAAGGCAAGACAAGGAAGUGUACGUUCAAAUUCAAGAUUUUCUGAAGAGAAUGAUAAGGAUUCCUGUUUUCAACUAGAGGAUGGCGCAGCAAACAGGAAUACUAAAGGAACAAGUGGAAAGGGUUGUUGCUGGUAACUCCUGUCCAUCGCGCAGUAUGUACAUUUUUACCCAGUACACUGCAGCUACAUGUACAUUGUAGAAGCUAGCCCCAUAAAUGUGGCCAAUUUGCUGGACU